AUGUCUUUUCCUGUUAACGCAAGUACAUUGACGGAGACGCAAUCAAACGGAGAGCUCAGUUCCACGUACGCGCUAGAACAACAAAUCGUAUACUCGCUAGUGGAUAUCAGUAUCGCGUACCGACCGCACAGCGAUCAGGUAUCGGGCGCGGUGCGUGGUGGUUGUUAUGUAUGUACACGGUGUCAGUGUGGUAGUGGCGGUGUGGUGGUGGUGAUAUCGCGGUGCGUGGUGGCGCGACCAGCGAGUGAUGCUCGUCGCGGUGAUGCGGAGGGAUGGUGGACGCGGCUGCGGAGCGCCGGGUGGCCGCCGCCGAUCGCCUCAGUGCCACUGCCAGCUUCACGAAGC
Molecule: messenger RNA, 345 nt
Organism: Iphiclides podalirius (scarce swallowtail)
Lineage: Eukaryota; Metazoa; Arthropoda; Insecta; Lepidoptera; Papilionidae
Source: the annotation of a GenBank genome assembly